This is a messenger RNA of Psylliodes chrysocephalus, 4929 nucleotides long. The record is from the annotation of a GenBank genome assembly. Lineage: Eukaryota; Metazoa; Arthropoda; Insecta; Coleoptera; Chrysomelidae.
GAUCGGCAUCGACGGCAAGCUUAACGCGUUCGCUUCUAACUCAGUUUAAGUUCGGUCUGCAACUCUGCAAGUCUGCACGGUGUUAUGUGAAUACUGACGUAUACCCAAUCGACCAAUAACAUAAACAUCCGACAUUAGACUUACGAAAUCAUGAACAAUCGAGAUCGACUCCGAAUCCGGUGCGAGAUUUGAAUUCCCUUUCGUUUCUAUUGUUAUACUACGGGAUCAUAGUAGCAAGAAUGAAUGAAAAAUAUGGGUGUGCGAUGGUUCUUCUUGUUGUGGAUGUUUUUUUGUGUCUGUACUCUCCGAUUUAUAUCUGUGACGGCCCAAACGGGCUACACCAUGUGCGAUAUAGAAGGAUGCAACUGUACAGUUAAGGCGGCUUCUUGGAAAGUUAUUAAUUGCAGUUUACAUGACGGACAGGUAGUAAAUUUGGAAUUCACCAAUAUUCCAGAAACUGCAACAGAAAUUUACAUAUACGGUGGACGAGAGAUAAUUUUCGCAACUAAGACCUUCAAAGCUGUGCCAGGAUUGAAUCUCAUCCAAAUAAAAAACAUCAGACGAAUCGUACUGGAGAAAAAAUCCUUCUAUUUCAUUAACUCUUCUAGUCUACUACUUCAAAUAAAAAACUGUGAUGAACUUAUUAUUAAGACUGGUGCUUUUGAAUACUUGCAGAGUUCUGUCACCAUUGAAAUUUUUGACAUAGAUUACGUUAGUAUCGAACCUGCAGCAUUUAGCAAACUCUAUAACAGCACGUUUAAGAACAUCAAUGCAAUGAAACUCCACGAAAAAGCGUUUGAUUUCAAAAACCAAGGAAACAUUGCAAGACAUGGUCCAGUCACUGUUAUAAUUUUUGACAACGUCUCAAUACCAAGAAUACCUCGCGAAGUUUUCCUAAAAUCAUUGGCAAGCGUAUCGUUUAAGAACUGCAAAAUCGGCCACAUAGAAAAAGAUGCUUUCAAAGCGACUCAAAUAUCUUCGAUCGUUAUGAUCGAUUCUACCAUUGACGACAUCGAGGAGGAAGCCUUUGCAGAAAGAACUCUCAUAUGUGAUUUUAAAAUUAGCAAAUGCAAUAUAUCCAAACUUCAAACAAGAUCCAUUCUUGCUGCUAUUGGAAAUUUUUCUUUAACGCAUUCAAUUGUUACAGAUAUCGAAACCAGUGCCAUUAAUGCUACCAUCGCAAGAAGUGAAUUAGUCAGCAACCAAAUUGUCAACAUCCACCCCUCAGGAUUAGUAUUUAAUAAUUGGAACAUCAUUUUAAUGAACAACAACAUCAUCAAGCAUAUUUUUAAUAAAUUUAUAAUACCUUCUAAAGAAGCAGAAAACGAAUUAUUUUCGUUUAAGAGUAACGAAAUUUAUAGUAUCGAAGAAGGAGCUUUUUUACCAAUUUCGAUGUUAGACCCGAAGAUUUUAACGUACGACGAUAAUUUUUUUAACGUUACUUGCGAUUGUUCAAUCGACUUAUGGUUAGCUAACGUUUCCAAUAGCACUCCAAUGAAAAAAUUGAUGAAAGAUACAAGCUUUUGUACAGUUAGCACUUUAGUGUCCAAAUGUUUUUCAUUGCCUAUAGGAAUUAUGAACAUUCAGAAUUUUACUCAACAAGCUUGUAAAAAUUUUACAAUCUGCGAACCGUAUGAAGGAAAAACUAGAGUAGUAGAUACUACAAGCAGAAUAUUUUUAGAAGAACACGAUUCUUCUAAACAGAGUUGGAUUAUUUUAGUAAUAACAAUAGUAGGAUUAUUAAUAACAGCCAUAAUUGCUACUUUUGUAAUUUUGCUAGUACGCGGAAGUCGAUGGUUAAAAGAAAAAGGUUAUUUCAGAAAUACUCAUUACAACAGCAACGAUCUGAGUAUUGAAGAAGAAGGCACCGUCGUAACUGUAGAUGAAAAUGAAAAAUUAGAAAUGCCAGAAGAACUAACGAUUGAAUUCCUACAAAUUCUCGCACAUAGACUAGAUAACCCUAGCACGCAUCAAGAAGCUUCGGAAAUGAUUGAGAAUCUUUACGAAAUGUUCGUCGUCGAUGAAGGAUACGAAAAUAACAACCGACAAGAAGAAGAAGCGCAUCUUUAUGAAGAACUCGGAAAUUUGAAUUUACAUACACCUCCACCGCCGUACGAAGAAGAAAAGGAUGCUGGUGCUAGAAAUAUACUACGAUUAAUGGAAGAAAAGGUUACUCAGCAAACGGAAGCGAAUGUUAAUGGAACACCAGCGCUAAUUGGGGAAUAUUCGGAACCUACUGACGCAGCAGUACACCUUUAUUCCGAAUUAAAAAAUAAAAGUGAUAAAUCUGAUAAGAAGGAAAAAGAGGAUGCUUCGAAAUCAAAUGAAAAAUCGGAUAAUUCGGAAAAUGAGUGGUUUGAACGUCCAGGUCCAUCUACUGACUUAUGAAUGGGUGGUAAUAUUUUAAAUGUGUGAAUUUUAUAUUGUUUUUAAAUAAUGAACGAAAAUUAAGACACAAUAAUAAACUCAAGAAAAACAGAAUUUAUAGAGGCCAAUUUAAUUUUAAAACAAAAACGGAUGCCAUGAUAAAAGCACGAGACCGUACUUCGAGAGCUUUUUGUGAAUAUAAAAAUUUGCAAAAACCUAGCUAGACUUAGUUUAAUUGGUAAAAAUCGCAACUCAAUGGACAUAUUAUGUCAAGAUUAGGAAAAAAUGUUUUUUAUAGUAACAAACAUUUCCUAGCAGAAAUAGUCUAGUUAACAAGUGCUUGUCAUUCGAUUCGGAAUAGCGUAUGGAUUAUUUAAAAAAAAAUGUAUAAUAAUACAUUGUUUCCAACUAUUAUUACAAUAUGUAAAUAAUCCCAAAACUAUGAAAAUUGUAUUCUACAAUAUUCUUAAAAAUCACAACUUAAAAUAUGAACUUACAACUAAAUAUUCUUAAACUAUUAAAGUACUCAAUAUUAUGGUUAUAGUUUCACAAUUUAACCUAAAACAUACAUGAACAUUCUUAACUAACAUUAUGAAGUAUUAAUCAUUAAAUCUUGCUGGUCUAUGUACAACACGACCAGACUUUGUGGCAUCCCUAUCAUUUAUAUCAACUUGAUCUUUGUCCUUCUCUUUGUCAAGAUUGUCCCUAUCACUUUGUCCCUUAACGUUACAAAUUUGACUGUUGUUACUUCUUUCACUUUUGUCAACAACCUGUUCAUCAUUUACUACAUUUUAUUAUUAGAAUGUUUAAGAAGUGCCUUCAUUUUCACUCUGCACUAUCAUUGACCUGGUGCUUGAUGAGCACCCACUAUUUUACCCUUCUUUCAGAAAUCCUCUUUUCUUAUUUUCAGUAAUACAUUGUCACAUUUUCUAAAAACAGGCCCAUUUUUUGUUGUCUUAUCUAACUUUGUUUCUCAACUUUUUUGUCAUACACAUCAAAUACUUUUGGUUUUAGUAAUUCACUAUCAACAGGUAAUACAGUUCUUAGUAAUCUACUAUUUAAAAUUUCCACAUAAAGGCGUUGUUCUAUAUUCUAGUAGAAAAUGGAACAAUUCAUUAGCAUUUACACACUUUUGUAACAUUUUUUUUUUAUAUUCCCUCGGUCUUUUCAGCUAGACCAUUGCUUUUAGAAUGUUAUGUUUUGUUGGGAAUGGGUUGUUAAUACACUGCGACCUAAAAGAUCUAUUGUGUCCCCUUCUGUCGCCAAUGCACCAAGGAAAUGUCUCAAUGCCUAAAACGACUCUUCCAAUCCUAUUUUCUCAAGGAAGUGUAGGAUUGGAAGUGGCUUCAAGUUAGGUAAAUCUCCCUCUUCUAUUUGAUAUCGUCCUAGAUAUAGUGUCCUUGGAUUCUGGAGUGCUACACAUUCAAUUAGGAUGUGAAUGGAGGUUUUGUCCUCCUCCUCGCAGAAUCUGCACUCACUAUCCUCUACUACUCUCAGUUUACUUAGGUGUCCUUUUAGUCGGCAAUGCCCGGUAAUAAUCCCUGUUACAAUACGUAGCCUGUUCUUGCUCAGGCAGAUGCAGGCUCCCGAUCUUUUCUGGUUAUAUUUACCCAGAAGUAUCUUGGCCUGUCUCAGCCCCAAGAGAUUGUUCCAAUUAUCGGUUCUUCUACUGCCCAAUUAUUUUUUAAUCUCUCCUAAUAUUGUGUUACUGCUGAUACCGCAGAACGGCUCAGGUCCUACAAACGGUGUUCGAGUCCCUUUCCUUGCAAGACUAUCUGCAAUCUCGUUACCCUGUACCCCGUUAUGUCCCGGGACCCAAGUGAGAGCAACUCUAUUUUUCUCGCCUAGCUCAUUCAAUUGUUCUAGGCAUCUCCAGACCAUUUUCGAGCCGAUUACGUAAGAGUUCGGCGCUUUGAUGGCUACUUGACUAUCGGACAUGAUGACAAUCUCUUGUCUAUGAUAGUUUCUCUUGAUGUUAAACUUCUCGAUGGCGUGAAUUUCCACCUGGAAGAUGCUUGGGUAUUUUCCCAAGCUUUCGGAGUGCUUGGUUCUUGGCCCAUACACUCCUAUUCCAGUUUUUUCUAUGUUUUUGGAACCGUCCGUAUACCACUGAAUAGCACGUCUUUCGGUUGCAAGCGCGAUGGAUUCUUGGCUCCAUUCUUUCUUGCAGUCCAGCUCUGUGGUUUUGAAGCUUUUCACAAAACUGUACUUCUUUAGCAUUUCAUCCUGGGGAAUGUCCCAGGUAUCUUUAGUCCUGAAGCAAGUGAAUUUUCGUCUGAUUACUCCGUUCCUGAUCAUGCUAUAUCGUGUCCUUUUUGCCACAUUCUCUGUCAUCAAAUGUAGAGGGGUGAGGUUUAAGAUCACCUCCAUUGCGGCCGUAGGACAGGUUCUCAUUGCACCAGUAAUGCAAACACAGGCUAGUGUUUGUACUUUUGAGAUAUUAGCUCUCGUAGUAGCUAAACUAGUUCUGUUACUCCAGGCUAUAGCCCCAUAAGUGACGAUUAGUCUCACUAUUCAGUAUACAUCCAUCGCAGUAUGUUUGGGUUACAUCCCCAUCGUUGC